This is a messenger RNA of Hordeum vulgare subsp. vulgare (domesticated barley), 1732 nucleotides long. RefSeq names its product calmodulin calcium-dependent NAD kinase. The transcript has 7 exons. NCBI's taxonomy places the organism in Eukaryota, Viridiplantae, Streptophyta, Magnoliopsida, Poales, Poaceae. Bases 118 to 1545 code for a protein of 475 amino acids. Gene Ontology annotation, molecular function: kinase activity; ATP binding. The record is from RefSeq and is a predicted model, not a curated record.
CGCGGUGCAGUUCUUGGCGAUAGGCAUGGGCAGACGCUCCUCGUACCGCUCUGCAUUGCUAUUGUUCUCUUCGAUCGCCGCGGCCGCCUGACGUGCCGGCGCGGACGGGGGUAGAAGAUGAAGGACAAUGUCGCGGCGGCGGUGCCCCGGCUGCUGGCUCCCCACCAGGUCGAGAUGUUCUCGCAUUACGUCGCUAAUCAAAUCGGUUUCGAGGAUCCAAAUCAGUGCCCCCACCUUUGCACAAUGGCCUACGACUACCUGAAGAAGAGCCAGGGCUACGAGCAGAAUCUACUCGCCUUCUUCCAUAACAACAUGAACCCGGACGCCCUGCUCGUGAAGCUGAUCGAGGAGCUGGACAGAUGCAUACUCGGCUACUUCUCCUUCCACUGGAAGUGUGCGACCCACGUGAUCACGCAGGUUCUGACAGCAGAGCAACCUAGAAGAAAGCUCAGGAGCUUGGUGUUGGAAGCCACUAGGAAGAUGAGGUUCGAGAGGGUGACGAGAGAGCUGAAGGUGACGAGGCUCUUCUCGACUCUGAUGGAGGAGCUCAAGGUGAUCGGGAUAAGCUGCCACGACAACCAGCCGCGCUGCCCCACCACGGAGGUGAUGGUCCCGGCGGCGCAAGGCAACCGCAGCCCGGUGCUGCUCCUGAUGGGCGGCGGCAUGGGCGCCGGCAAGAGCACCGUGCUCAAGCAGAUCAUGAAGGAGGUGUUCUGGUCGGGCGCGGCGGCGAACGCGGUGGUGGUGGAGGCGGACGCGUUCAAGGAGUCGGACGUCAUCUACCAGGCCAUCAGCUCCCGCGGCCACCACAACGACAUGCUGCAGACCGCCGAGCUGGUGCACCAGUCGUCGACGGACGCGGCGGCGUCGGUGCUGGUGACGGCGCUGAACGAGGGGCGGGACGUGAUCAUGGACGGCACGCUGUCGUGGGAGCCGUUCGUGCUGCAGACGGUGGCCAUGGCGCGGUCGGUGCACCAGCAGCGGUACCGCAUGGGGGCCGGGUACAAGGUGGCCGCCGACGGGACGACGACCGAGCAGUACUGGGAGGCCGUGGAGGACGAGGAGGGGUUCGGGCCCUGCUGCAGGAUGAAGCCCUACCGCAUCGAGCUCGUGGGCAUCAUCUGCGACGCCUACCUCGCCGUCAUCAGAGGGAUCAGGCGGGCCAUCAUCUCCGGGAGGGCUGUGCGGGUGAACUCGCAGCUCAGGUCUCACAAGCGGUUCGCCGCCGCCUUCCGGAGGUACUGCGACCUCGUCGACAACGCCAGGCUCUACAGCACCAACGCCAUCGGCGGCGGAAAGCUGAUAGCGUGGAAGGACGGGGACAGCAGGCUGCUGGUGGACGUGGAGGAGAUCGAGCUGCUGGACCGGGUGAGCAGCAUCAACGAGGAGGCCGACUGCGUGCACGAGCUGUACCAGAACGGCCACCCCACCGGCGGAGCGGGGUCGGUGUGGGAGGACCUGGUGGCGUCGCCGGUGAGGGCGUCCAUCCAGCGGGAGCUCAAGGCGGCCAUCCUCGACAGCGAGGCCUGCUUCCCGUCCCCGUAGGCCGUAGCCACGCGCGGAGCUGCUGGCCUGCUCGUACAGCAUUUUUCUUUUAGCCAUUCCGUGCAGCAUAUUUUUCCAAGAGUUUUGUUUUGGUAAAAUUUGUGAACCUAGCUGUAAACUUGUAAUUAGGUUGGUUAAUACCCUUGUGAGGCAAAUUAUUAUGGAAUAAGAGAUGGAUCAAGUGCGC